Messenger RNA from Penicillium verhagenii, 3297 nucleotides. RefSeq lists its product as uncharacterized. The transcript is spliced from 2 exons. The record is from RefSeq and is a predicted model, not a curated record. Gene Ontology annotation, molecular function: protein binding. The coding region runs from base 1 to 3297 and encodes 1098 amino acids. Lineage: Eukaryota; Fungi; Ascomycota; Eurotiomycetes; Eurotiales; Aspergillaceae.
AUGGCAACUUCAAACUCCUUUCACGGCGAGAAUUCGGGGAUACAAGUUGGGCAGAACUACGGCAAUAUCACUUUCUCGUCGCCCACUUUGAACAAUAAGUAUCCCUACCUGUCGAACUUCCACUUGUUGGACUAUCAGAAUUCUUUCUUUCGCGUGGCAGAAAGACAUCCAGAAACCUGCUUGUGGCUUACUGAUGAUCCCAUUUUCAACCAAUGGCGAAAGGGCACUGGCGAGAAUUAUCUCUGGACGUAUGGCCACCCAGGUACUGGGAAGUCUGUCCUUGCAAAAUACGUGUUUCAAGUUUUGACAGACGGGCACCGAAAAAGGGACUUGUCCAAACGCUCAAAUGGUACAGCUCCAGAAUCUUUGGCAUGCUAUUUUUUUUGUUUCGAGGACGACGAUCGAGCCAAGUCUCCUAGGCACCUGGUUGCUUCGAUUAUUCACCAGCUACUCCGUCAGGAUCCUUCACUAGCAAAAGAACUGGACGAGACAUACCCAAAUAUCACUCCUAGAGAGACCGAAUCAUUGUGGACUCUUUGGGAUAUUCUGUCACUUAUCUUGAAGGCAUUGGGCCCUCGUCGUCUAUUUAUUGUGAUUGAUGCACUAGACGAAAUGGACAAGACUUUACGAAAAGCCUUUUUGCAACGGCUCCGCCAAGUGGUUCAUCCCGAUAUGCAUAAUGUUCGGAUCUUUGUUACUAGUCGGAAGGAGACUGAUCUGGAAAGUAUUUUUGUCACCUGGGAUAUUACAUCUCUUGGAAUGGGAGACUCAAGAGAGAAUCACAAUGAUCUGUCUUCUUUUCUCAAGGACACCAUUCGAGACUAUGCCAAAGAGAACAAUUUCAACAAAAAGACUGUCAGCUUGAUCUACCGUGAGAUAUUUUCUCGCGCUGAUGGGAUGUUCAUGUGGGCUGUUCUUGCUUGGAACAACUUCACUGAUGGGGUGGGCCUCUGGACAGACGAAAUGAUCUCGGAAAGAAUCGCGGAUAUGCAGAGGCUUCCACCCGGGAUGGAACACCUCUAUCACCACUUACUUCUUACUGUUGACGAAAGAUUGCGACCGGAAUUAAUGCACCUUCUACAGUGGAUCGUUGCAGCACGAAGGCCGCUCAGUACCAUGGAGAUAUCUAUUGCUCUAGCAUUGGUAGGGAGGCCUCAAAGUUCAGCAGAUAUCAAGAAGAGGCUCUCGAUUGCAGCUUUCUUGAAACGUACUUGCCCAAACUUACUUCAGGUUGACGACAAGGGGAUUGUGACCAUAGUCCACCAGUCGUUCAAAGACUUUUUGCUGGGGGUUCGCGAGGUCAAGGGCGAGCCAAACAUAUUCUUUUUGGAUUUGAAACCCAUCAAUCUUCAAAUAGCAAAGGAUUGCAUGCUUUACAUGGGUCUUAGUGACAUCUCUCUUGUGAAAGAUGGCCCAUGGGUGGUGGAAAAGCUAGAAGUGCCGCACGAAGCCUCCGCCGCAGACGAUCGCCGAGCGCGCCGUGCACAUGCCCGUCGUGCGCGUGCGCGUCUAGAAAGAUUUCUGGAACAAUACCCAUUCAUUGACUAUGCUGCCAAUGGGUGGGCAUUCCACCUUAAAGGACUAGAUGAUGAUUACGAGUUUUAUCCAUUGUUCAAGCGGGUCGUCGCCCAAAGCAGGAAUUUUCAGGUGCUCAACAAUUUACCAAAUGAGUUCACACCGGCCGACAUCAAAAGACCACCAAUCUGGGUGGCAUUUAAGUACGGGUUAUUGAAUCUUAUGAAGCAUUUAGUUGAAGAUGGACACGAUAUCAAUGAGCCUCUCGAUGGCUGUCAUAUCAUUCAUAUGCUUGGUUUCAACGAUGUGCUGAUACACUCAUGGCGGAUUUGGUGGGAGGUUUGUUAUCUGAAAGAAGCAAAGCUCGCCGAGAGAAUGAAAGUGCUUGAACAAUUGCUCUCUAUGGGGUUAGAUAUCAAUGGCCGAAACUCAAGUGGAACUACCGUUCUUUCAAGUCUAGUUGUGGAAGCCAACUACGGAAGAGCCACCAAAUAUUGCUCUAGUAUGGGAAUCGAAGCGAACUCUCCAGAUGAAGCAUUGACAAGUAGCGUGAGAAUGUGGUUGAGUAUACCUCGCGUGGAUAUCAACGCAAAGAAUCGAUGGGGCGCAACUGCACUCCACGAGGCCGCACGCCACAUCGCUCCCAUUGCCAAGGCUUUUAUAGAGAUCCUCAUAUCCCAACCUGAUAUCGAUCUCAAUCCCGAAGACGAGCUAGGGCGCACACCACUAAAUGUGGCAAUUCAUUGGGGAAAGCAAGAGACAACGCUCCUGCUCAUGACGAUCCCUGGUGUAAUAAUCGAUUCUUCCUUGACAAUACAGGGCGAGAGCCCCCUCAUCAACGCCGCCCGUCAAGGCUGGCCAGAACUUGUGUUGUCAAUGCUCCGUCGUUUGACGAGCGAUGAAAUCGAAAAACACUUAGAUCUUCACAAGCGGAACAUACUGCAUUGGACGAUUACGGCUGGGAUGAUAGAUGCUUCAUUUCUGGCGAUUCGUAAGAAUCCGACAAUAGUUUCGGCCACCGAUACGCGAGGUAUCACACCCCUUCACCUCGCAGCUCAGGCUGGCCAGGACCAAAUAGCCAAGGCCCUUUUGGUAUAUGGCGCCAGCCCAACACAUCAGACCCGAUUCGGCGAAACUCCCCUCCACAUGGCGGCUGCGGAGGGACACAUGAGAGUCCUCAAAAGAUUGAUAAAAAAGCUCCCGAUGCCUUCGGAAAUUAAUAGGAAAGAUAUCAUGGGCUGGACAGUCACCCAUCGCGCUGUUAUCUCGGGCAACGAAGAUCUUCAGAGGUUUCUUGUUUCGCUGCCAGAAGUAGAUCUCAAAAAACCCGACCGUCACGGGCGUACGCCUAUCGCCUUCGCUGCCUCUCUCGCUUCAUUCAACACGUUAGAAAUAUUCCUUCAAUCCCGACCUAACGACAUUAACUUCAUCGACGAAUUCGGUAACACCCUGCUUCAUUUAGCGGCUAAAGGGAACAACGAGUCCACAAUUCCAUUCCUUCUCGCUGCGAUAGGACGCAAAGGAAAUAGAUUCAAUGACUGGGGACAGACUGCCCUCGACUUACUUCCCAUGGAAUCUCCUCUGCGAGCGAAGCUUAUAUUAUCCGGCCUAGUUCACUCAGCGGACUUCUUCAACAGGAAGCCGCACUGUUGUUUUGGUGACAUACGUCCAAAGACACCCAAGGUUCACUAUGAUUGGAUGAUAACAAAACAACAACUGGUAGAAUAUCCGCCGAGCCCGCCGAUCUAUCAUCCUGCCGCCAAUUUUGAAAGUGCUAAGUAG